AUGGUACCUCAGCAACAGCGUAGGAGACGACGUCGGGCAGCUUUAGUGCGUACUGCUGAGCGUCGUGUUGUUGUUGCUCGCGGCUCCGGGGGUUUUGGGUUUACUAUAGCCGGGCAAAGGCCGUGUAUAGUGUCCGCUGUUGCUGCUGGGGGUCCUGCUGAAAGAGCAGGUCUUAGGGCGGGUGAUGCGCUCCUUGCAGUAGACGGGACCAGUGUGGCUAGAGCUCCCCACGCCUCAGUUGCUAGAAUGGUUGCGGCUGCGCCCGGUGCUAUAUCCUUAAGCGUGGCGUUAAGGGAGUCGCCACCGACCGAUACGGAAGACACUGAACCUGAAGAACGAGCUAGAACCCGCCGGAGGUAUCCUCCGCCGCGAAGAAGGCCCCAGCAUGCGAUGAUGCAUCAUCCAGGCUGCAACGCGGCGCCGACCACGUCGGCCGUGAACGAGAUCCUGCAGAGCCUGAGAGGCGCGCAGCUGGCGCCGAUGCAGGCGGCGCGGCUGGAGUGCCGCGCCGUGGUGGGCUACCUGGGCACCAUCGAGACGCCGCAGGCCUCCGCCGCCGCGGCGCCCGGCAACGUGCGCAGCGCCGUUAAGAAGCUGAGGCAGGAGCGGCGCCCCGCCGCGCCCGUGCUGCUCAGCGUGCUGCCGGCCGCGCUGCUGCUGCGCCGGCCCGCCGGCCAGCUGCUGGCGCAGUACCCGCGCGAGCGCAUCGUGCACGCGGGCUGCGGCGCCGAGGCCGACCGCCGCUACUUCGGCCUCGUGACGGCGGCCGAGCCCGCCGGCGACGCGGCGCCCUCGCACAGCUGCCACGUGUUCGCCGUCGACCCGCGCCUGGCCGCCCACGAGGCGCACGCUGCCCGCGCCCGCGACUUCCACAUCGCAUGCACCAGGGACCCCGUGACCGAGCGGUGCCUCGAGUUCCCGCCCUCCUCGGAGUACGUGGUCGGCGUCGUGAGGGGCAUGUACUCGCUGCCGUCGGACGAGCGCCCCGGCCCCGCCCUGCAGCAGAUAUCGAAGCUGGCCGCGAAGGGCGACAGCCCGGCGCCCGGCGAGUUCGCGCGCGGCGGCCGGCCCGCCUUCAGGGCGCAGCGCGAGCGGAGGCCGGGUCGGCGCGAGGAUGCAGCCGAGUUCGUCGCCAACUCGCCGCAGCCGAGCAACCACAGUGAGGUGACGACCACGUCGAGCAACAGCGACUCGGGCAUCGGCUUCCACAACGACUGCCGCAACAUCGCCGACCGCAUCCUGGUGGUGGAGUUCGGCGAGCGGCGGCCGGCGCCCGGCGCGUUCCGGCCCGAGGCGCCGCGGCGGCCGCCCGGCCUCGCCUUCGACGCGGACGGCUGCUUCCUGUCGAACACGACGCCCGUGGUGGACGGCUUCGGCGGCCAGGGCCGCCCGCUCGACGUGGACGACGUGGCGCCCGCCGCCUACGGCCACCGCAGCCUCUACGGCGAGCUGGCGUCGGCGGCGCGCCGCCCCGAGCGCCUCUACGGGCCGCCGCCACGGCUGGGGCGUGACAUGGAGCGCGAAGUGGAGCGCGAAGUGGAGCGCGAAGUGGAGCGCGAAGUGGAGCGCGAAGUGGAGCGCGCCGCCGACGCGUUCCGCUCGGUGGAGCUGUACGAGGGGCGGGCGGCGGACGCGGCGUCGGUGCGCUCGAGCCGCAGCCACGAGGAGCCGCGCGAGGCGCGCCGCCGCCACCUGCAGGCCUCGCUCGACGACAUGCUGGUGCUGCGCCUCCACGAGCCCGCGCCGCCCAACAGAGACGACGCUAAUUUCCUCCACCCGGCCAACGUUAAAUGCAAGUUCCGCAAGCCGAAGCCGCCUAGCCUGCUGUCCAAGACGCGCAGCCUGCUGGGCGUCGGCGGGGCGAGGGCCGGCGCGGAGGGGCCGGAGGGGGCGCGGGGGGCGGAGGGGGCGCAGGGGGCGCAGGGGGCGGGCGGCGAGGGGCGCAGGCGGUCGCUGAGCGCCAGCGCGGGCGACGUGUCCUCCGCGGCGCCCGCGGAGCACCCCGGAGCCCUGGCCGCCGCCGCCAGCGAGCCGGACCUGCGCGACCAGGUGGGUGCUCGCCUC
Molecule: messenger RNA, 2064 nt
Organism: Iphiclides podalirius (scarce swallowtail)
Lineage: Eukaryota; Metazoa; Arthropoda; Insecta; Lepidoptera; Papilionidae
Source: the annotation of a GenBank genome assembly